This is a messenger RNA of Trematomus bernacchii (emerald rockcod), 624 nucleotides long. Its product is annotated as cancer-related regulator of actin dynamics homolog. The record is from RefSeq and is a predicted model, not a curated record. Bases 46 to 561 code for a protein of 171 amino acids. Lineage: Eukaryota; Metazoa; Chordata; Actinopteri; Perciformes; Nototheniidae. The transcript is spliced from 3 exons.
UCGGAUGAUGAUCGGUUUCUCAAUGAAGAAGAAAGAGGACAGCUGAUGAAACCUGACGCUGUGCAUAUGGAGGCUUUGAAGGGAAACGUAGGAAAGAAGAGCAAAAAGAAAAAUCAAUCUGAGGAGCAGCUGCUUGAGGAGCAGAGGAGGAGAGAGGAAGCUGAGAAGGAAGUCCAGACUCUGAAAGAGGAGCAGAGGAGGAGAGAGGAAGCUGAGAAGGAAGUCCAGACUCUGAAAGAGGAGCAGAGGAGGAGAGAGGAAGCUGAGAAGGAAGUCCAGACUCUGAAAGAGGAGGAGAGGAGGAGAGAGGAAGCUGAGAAGGAAGUCCAGACUCUGAAAGAGGAGCAGAGGAGGAGAGAGGAAGCUGAGAAGGAAGUCCAGACUCUGAAAGAGCAGCUGCAGAACAAGAAGAAAGAGGUUGAAUCUAAAGAGUCUGAGCUGCAGGAUCUCCAUGCAGAGAAACAGAGGAACCAGAACCAGCUGCAGAGCCUGAAGGGAGAUCUGUGGAACAAGUACAGAGAGGUUCACGUCUUCAUCUUAAAUAUUCUGCAUUUAUUGUAAAACAGAAAAGCAUUUGAGGGAAACCCAAAACAAGUCAGCAGGAGCAGUGACACAGCAUGCCAC